AUGUCGAGGCUGUCUUCGAAGGCGUGGCUGUAUACUCGGUGUGGACCGAUCGCCCAUGUCUUGAAGUACGAGACCAUGGAAAUUGUUCCAAAAGGGAACGAAGUAGUAGUUGAUGUGUUACAAGCACCGCUUCACCGUGUAGACGCGGCGGUGGUGAAUGGCAGUGUGCUGGGUCGACGUCGGCUGCAACUCCCUUCCUUCCCAAGGGUAGGUGGCUCUGAGGGUGUUGGUGUAGUGGUCGCCAACAACGGCUCCAGUGUUAUAAAGGAAGGGGACACAGUUUGGGUAGCGCCGCUGAAUGGGUUAUGGGCAACGCGAGUUGCCGUGCCUUGCAACUCCGUACAUAAAAUCGAUUCCAAAUACAUUCCACUUGCGGUGAACGCUUCUAACUACAUAACUGCACAUCGCCUCGUCAAUGGUUUUACAUCUUUACGUAAGGGACAAGUCAUCGUGCAGAACGGCGGUAGCAGUGCUACAUCCCUUGCCGUGGCAGCUUUGGGUAAACUCCUCGGUUUCCGAGUUCUGACGGCCAGUACCCCGGGUGAGCGGUUCGACAAGGCAAAACAACGCCAUGCCGAAUAUGGCAGCGAGGUAUUCGAGUACAAUGGAAAGGGAUCCCGAGCGAUGCGUCAAGCACUGGGUGGUUCCGCUGCAGCACUGUACCUCAACGCCAUUGGUGGCCGGCACUUCGAUACGUUUCUCGGGCUUCUUGGGAAGGGGGGUCACGCAGUGUCUUACGGUGCACAAAGCGGUGUGGGACUGAUGAUCUCCGGGUCAAACAUAAUCUUUAACGAGGUAACAAUGGAGGGGUUCCUUCUUCCAUCAUAUCUAGCGUCACUUUCAUAUGAAGAGCGGCAGACACAACUGGAGGUUGUUUUGCAGCAACUGUCUUCUGUGGGGUUCAAGUACCCGACGGUCGUGGCGCCUUCUUUGGAGAAGAUGCCAGACGUGUGGGACGAAUGUUUUGUUCACGGAGGGACAAAGGGUAUUGUUGUUGUCAAGAAGUAA
Trypanosoma brucei brucei TREU927 is the source of this 1008-nucleotide messenger RNA. RefSeq names its product oxidoreductase, putative. Gene Ontology annotation, molecular function: trans-2-enoyl-CoA reductase (NADPH) activity. The record is from RefSeq and is a predicted model, not a curated record. The transcript has a single exon. Gene Ontology annotation, biological process: fatty acid metabolic process. Bases 1 to 1008 code for a protein of 335 amino acids. NCBI's taxonomy places the organism in Eukaryota, Euglenozoa, Kinetoplastea, Trypanosomatida, Trypanosomatidae. Gene Ontology annotation, cellular component: mitochondrion.